Messenger RNA from Dipodomys spectabilis (banner-tailed kangaroo rat), 1945 nucleotides. It is a transcript of the gene Aspn, whose product is annotated as asporin. The transcript is spliced from 8 exons. The record is from RefSeq and is a predicted model, not a curated record. Bases 228 to 1355 code for a protein of 375 amino acids. Gene Ontology annotation, molecular function: protein binding. NCBI's taxonomy places the organism in Eukaryota, Metazoa, Chordata, Mammalia, Rodentia, Heteromyidae.
CUAACAUGGACUAAUCUGUGGAAGGAGUUUAUUCCAGUAUCAGCCAGGGUGCAGCCACACCAGGGGCUGUAACUGGAGGGUGUUUUCUCUUUUAAAUGUAGCACCUCCUCAUCUUUUUUCUUAAACAGUGCCUGAGAACAUUUACAUUGUAGCUAUCUGCCCUGUACUACUUUUCAAGAAAACUACUCUUCUGACAAGUCCUAGAUCAGACUUCUAUAAAAGACAGCAUGAAGGAAUAUGUGCUCCUACUGCUCUUGGCUGUAUGCUCUGCCAAACCUUUCUUCAGCCCUUCGCAUAUGUCAUUGAAGAAUAUGAUGCUGAAGGACAUGGAAGAUGCAGAUGAUGAUGAUGAUGAUGACGACAGUGAUGAUAACUCUCUUUUUCCAACGAAAGAGCCAGUAAACCCCUUUUUCCCAUUUGAUCUGUUUCCAACAUGUCCGUUUGGAUGCCAAUGUUACUCACGAGUUGUGCACUGUUCUGAUCUAGGUUUAACCUCAGUCCCUGGCAACAUUCCAUUUGAUACUCGAAUGAUCGACCUUCAAAACAAUAAAAUUAAGGAAAUCAAAGAAAAUGAUUUUAAAGGACUCACUUCACUUUAUGCUCUGAUUCUCAACAACAACAAGCUAACAAAGAUUCACCCCAAAACUUUUCUAACCACAAAGAAGUUGCGAAGGCUGUAUUUAUCCCACAAUCAAUUAAGUGAAAUACCACUUAAUCUUCCCAAAUCAUUAGCAGAACUCAGAAUUCAUGAUAAUAAAGUAAAGAAAAUACAAAAGGACACAUUCAAAGGAAUGAAUGCCUUACAUGUUUUGGAAAUGAGUGCAAACCCUCUUGAUAACAAUGGGAUAGAGCCAGGAGCAUUUGAAGGGGUGACAGUAUUCCAUAUGAGAAUUGCUGAAGCAAAACUAACCUCAAUUCCUAAAGACCUACCAUCAACUUUACUGGAGCUCCAUCUAGAUUAUAAUAAAAUUUCAACUGUGGAACUGGAGGACUUUAAACGAUACAAAGAACUACAAAGGCUGGGCCUCGGAAAUAACAGAAUCACUGAUAUUGAAAAUGGAAGUUUUGCUAACAUACAACGUGUAAGAGAAAUACACUUGGAAAACAACAAACUUAAAAAAAUCCCUUCAGGGUUACAAGAGUUGAAAUAUCUCCAGAUAAUCUUCCUUCAUUCUAAUUCAAUUACAAAAGUGGGAGUGAAUGACUUUUGUCCAACAAUACCAAAGAUGAAGAAAUCUUUGUAUAGUGCAAUAAGUUUAUUCAACAACCCAAUGAAGUACUGGGAAAUACAACCUGCAACAUUCCGUUGUGUUCUAAGCAGAAUGAGUGUUCAGCUUGGGAACUUCAGAAAGUAAUAAUUAGUAAUGUCCAUUGAGUGUGUGUAAUUCAACAUUUUUUUACAUUUGGAAAACUUGAACUUGACUGAUAAUGGUGGUAUAAUAUAAGCAAAAAUUUAUCCCAAGUGGUAAAUGACAAAAAAUUUCAACAGAAUUUUGCCAAACUAUUGAUAUACAAUGAUUAACAGAAAUAAGCAUCUAUUGCAGUUUCCUUUUGCAUACAAAUGAUUUUAUAUAAGUAUCUUGCUUGAAUAUUCCUCUUUCAAUAAAAAAAGACAUUCAUUAUUUAACCAUUUGUUACCAAGUGCAUUAACAGAAUUGUACUGUAAAUGAAAUGCUUGACUUAGUAACAUUUGUGCUCUCUCAUUUGCUGUUAGAAAACCAAGACUGAAAAGGACAGCUAUAUGAAGAGUAGUCUAUUCUCUUUAAUAACUUGGAUAGUACUGUAAUAUUUCUAACCAUAUUGAAGUAUGGUUCAAUAUAAUCAUAUUAAAAUUCUCAUGUGUAAGAGCCCAUCUUUUAUGAUUAAAAUCUUAAGCAGGCACCAGAGGCUCACACAUGUAAUGUUAGUUACUCAGGAGGCUGAGAUCUGGAGGAUCAUGGUUCAA